Messenger RNA from Penicillium longicatenatum, 450 nucleotides. RefSeq names its product polysaccharide biosynthesis domain-containing protein. The coding region runs from base 1 to 450 and encodes 149 amino acids. Gene Ontology annotation, cellular component: cytoplasm. The record is from RefSeq and is a predicted model, not a curated record. NCBI's taxonomy places the organism in Eukaryota, Fungi, Ascomycota, Eurotiomycetes, Eurotiales, Aspergillaceae. The transcript has 3 exons.
AUGUCGAAGCCUUUUGAUCCCGAGCACCCUGAGAACCUGGAUGACAUGGAGAAGCAAUUCGCCGUGAAAGCCGUCGAACACUUGAUGACAUACUGGUCGAUCCUCGAGAAGGUCAAGGGCUCGCAGCUUCGCCUGACUAAGAUGGACGAUGAGAUCUACGAAUCUUUCACCAAGGAGUUCCCUGAAUUCGACCCCGCAGGAACCCUCAACGAGGAUGAGAUGAAGAGCAAGGCUGGCAAGGAGAAGUGGCGCAACUGGAUCAACCAGUAUGAGAAGAAGAUCGACGACUUCAACUUCGGCACAAUUAUUCGCACUCGGGCCGAUGCCGAGUAUGACCAAGAUACCACACUUUUCGGCGUUCGCAUGCAUUUCUACGCUGUUGAGAUUGCUCGUAACCGCGCGGGUCUGAACGAUUGGAUCUACGAGCGCGCCCAGAAGGCUAGCGCAUGA